AUGAGCUACAACGGUAAUGGUGGUGGUGGGCGCAAUGGCUACAGUAACGGAUACAGUGCAAACACUUUCGGUGGCGGAGGUUGGAACGAUGACAAAAUGGGCAAUUUGGGUGGUGGCCUGAAGAACGUUGACUGGAGCCGUCAAAAAGUUCAGCAUUUUGAGAAGAAUUUCUACAUCGAAGACAAACGUGUGUCCGCAAGAAGCGACCGGGAGAUUGAAGAUUAUAGAAGAUCUAAAGAAAUCAAGGUGCAAGGUCGUGGUGUUCCUAGACCAGUGACCUCCUUUGAGGAAGCAGGGUUCCCCGAAUACUUGAUGGCUACCAUCCGGGCCCAAGGCUUCGCUGCUCCAACUCCGAUUCAGUGCCAAGCGUGGCCUAUGGCUUUGAGCGGUCGCGAUGUGGUGGCUAUCGCUCAGACAGGUAGUGGAAAGACAAUUUCUUUCGCUCUUCCUGCCAUGCUACAUAUCAAUGCCCAACCUUUGUUAGAACCAGGUGAUGGUCCCAUCGCUUUGGUACUGGCCCCGACUCGUGAAUUAGCGGUCCAAAUUCAACAGGAGUGCACCAAGUUUGGCUCCAACUCUCGUAUCCGUAACACCGCGAUCUACGGUGGUGCCCCUAAAGGUCCUCAAAUUCGUGAUCUCCAGCGGGGUGUUGAGGUCGUUAUUGCUACACCCGGCCGUCUUAUAGACAUGUUGGAGACAAACAAGACCAAUCUUCGUCGAGUUACGUACCUUGUGAUGGACGAAGCCGAUCGCAUGCUUGACAUGGGUUUUGAACCCCAAAUCCGCAAGAUUGUCGGGCAGAUUCGACCCGAUCGUCAAACGCUCAUGUUCAGUGCUACGUGGCCUAAGGAUGUACAGAAAUUGGCUAACGACUUUCUUCGAGACUUUAUUCAAUGUAACAUUGGUUCCAUGGAGCUCACUGCCAACCACAAUAUCACACAAAUUAUUGAAGUUUGCAGCGACUUUGAAAAGCGCAACAAGCUCAUCAACCACCUGGAGAAAAUAGCUUCUGAGGACGCGAAGGUUCUAAUAUUCGUUGCCACUAAGCGGGUAGCAGAUGAUAUAACCAAGUACCUCCGUCAAGAUGGUUGGCCUGCACUUGCCAUUCAUGGUGACAAAGAACAACGCGAGCGUGAUUGGGUUUUGAGCGAGUUUAAAGCUGGCCGGUCGCCUAUCCUCAUCGCCACAGACGUCGCGUCUCGUGGGCUUGAUGUGAAGGAUGUCAGAUACGUGAUUAACUAUGAUUUCCCAAACAACUGCGAGGACUACAUCCAUCGUAUCGGUCGAACUGGACGUGCUGGCUUGACGGGAACGUCGUAUACGUACUUUACUACAGAGAACGCCAAGUCCGCUCGUGAACUAGUAGGCAUUCUUCGAGAGGCGAAGGCAAAUGUACCUCCUCAACUUGAAGAAAUGAUCAUGAUUGGUGGAGGUGGCGGUGGCAGGAGCCGAUUCGGCGCUAGUCGCGGUCGUGGAGGCGGUCGUGGAGGUGGAGGUGGAGGUGGAGGUGGAGGCAAUCGUUAUGGUGGUGACAGUGGUUGGAGCGGACGCAGCGACCGCUGGUGA
This is a messenger RNA of Marasmius oreades (fairy-ring Marasmius), 1566 nucleotides long. It is a transcript of the gene DBP2, whose product is annotated as ATP-dependent RNA helicase dbp2. Gene Ontology annotation, molecular function: ATP binding; RNA binding; RNA helicase activity. The coding region runs from base 1 to 1566 and encodes 521 amino acids. The transcript has 11 exons. Gene Ontology annotation, cellular component: nucleus; cytoplasm; ribonucleoprotein complex. Gene Ontology annotation, biological process: rRNA processing. The record is from RefSeq and is a predicted model, not a curated record. Lineage: Eukaryota; Fungi; Basidiomycota; Agaricomycetes; Agaricales; Marasmiaceae.